Messenger RNA from Polyodon spathula (Mississippi paddlefish), 5268 nucleotides. It is a transcript of the gene lamc3, whose product is annotated as laminin, gamma 3. The transcript has 27 exons. The record is from RefSeq and is a predicted model, not a curated record. The annotation marks the transcript as partial. NCBI's taxonomy places the organism in Eukaryota, Metazoa, Chordata, Actinopteri, Acipenseriformes, Polyodontidae.
GAAAAUCCUAUGAAAUCAGUUAUAUCCGACUCAAGUUUCACACCAGCCGGCCAGAGAGUUUUGUCAUUUACAAGAGGACUCAUGAGGGAGGCUCCUGGAUCCCGUACCAGUACUACAGCGCCACCUGUGGCAAAACCUACAGAAAAAACGGCAAAGGAUACCUCCGCCCAGGAGAGGAUGAGCAGCAGGCCACCUGUACAGACGAGUUCAGCGACAUCUCACCCCUCACCGGCGGCAAUGUGGCUUUCUCAACUCUAGAGGGGCGACCAAGUGCCUACAACUUUGACCACAGCCCUGUGCUGCAGGACUGGGUGACAGCCACUGACCUUCUCAUUUCCUUGAACCGGCUCAACACCUUUGGGGAUGAAUUCUUCAAAGACCCAAAUGUUCUCCGUUCCUAUUAUUAUGCCAUCUCGGAUUUCUCAGUGGGAGGCAGGUGCAAAUGCAACGGCCAUGCAAGUGAGUGUGUAAGCAACGAAACUGGGAGGCUUGCCUGUAAUUGUCAUCACAACACUGCGGGCCCUGACUGUGAGAAAUGUCAGCCUUUUUUCCAUGACAGGCCCUGGGCAAGGGCAACAGCUGACUCAGCUAACGAAUGCCUCACUUGCAACUGUAGCGGCCGCUCUGAAGACUGUCACUUCGAUGCUGAGCUCUACCGGAGCACAGGGCACGGAGGCCGUUGUGUAAACUGCAGGGACGGCACGGCUGGACCCAACUGUGAGGGCUGCAAAGAAAACUUCCACCGAAGCAGCCCAGAGGACGUCUGUCUCCCUUGCAAUUGCAGUGUCAUCGGUUCAUCAAGCCUGCAGUGUGGAGGUGACGGGAACUGCAUCUGCAAGCUAAGUGUAACUGGGGAGAAAUGUGACAGCUGUCAGCCGGGAUACCACUCACUCACUGAGGGUGGCUGCAGGCCUUGUGCGUGUCACCCAGCCGGCAGUGUGGGGUUAUGUAACCCCCUGAAUGGACAGUGUGACUGCAAGGAAAACGUGGAGGGAUAUCAGUGUGACAGGUGCAAGCCUGGUACUUUUAAUCUAGAUUCUCAGAAUCCUGCUGGCUGCACCAGUUGUUUCUGCUAUGGGCACUCUGCAGCAUGUACCUCCUCAGGGCAAUACUCUGCAUUCAGCAUCACCUCAGACUUCACAGAGGAUCUGGAUGGCUGGGUAGGGGAGUUCUUAGAUGGGUCUGAAUCCCUGUUGAUUUGGAAGGAGGGAGAGAUCUAUUUACUUCCACACACUGAAGAAGAUUCUGGCUUCUUUAAAGCACCAGGGAAGUUUUUGGGGGACAAACUCCUCAGCUACGGGCAGCCCCUCUCUUUGACGUUCAUAGGAGAAAGCAAGGAGCUCCUGCCUUCCUUUGUGACGCUGAUAAUCGAAGGUUCGGGGAUGAGAUUGUCGGCACGUCUUUUUCCGCAGAAUAAAACUGUGACAGACUCCCCCCCGCAACAAACAUUUGUAUUCAGGCUUCAUGAGGGACAGGCAGGCCAGCAGAUCCCUUUGUCAUCCUUUGAGUUUCAUCGACUUCUCUCCAACCUCACAGCCAUUAAAAUAAGCAACGCUGGGGGCCACAGCUAUGCAGCCCAGCUAUCGGAGGUUACCCUCGUGUCUGCAGCCCCAGGACUGGAGCCUCCUGCCCCCUGGGUGGAGGAGUGCAUUUGCCCCCUGGGGUACGUGGGGCAGUUCUGUGAGUUCUGCGCCCCAGGGUAUAAACGAGAUACCCCCAGCGGCGGACCCUUUGCUCGCUGUGUGCCCUGUACCUGCAACCAGCACGGGGUGUGCGAUGGAGAGACAGGCCUAUGCCAGUGCAGAGACAACACCGUCGGGCCUAGCUGUGAGCGCUGUGCUGACGGUUUCUAUGGAAACGCUUUACUUGGGACUUCCAGUGACUGCCAGCCCUGCCCGUGCCCGCACCAGUCCAGCUGUGCAGUGAUUCCAGCUACAGGGCAGGUCGUCUGUACAGACUGCCCGCCAGGGCAACGAGGAACUCGCUGUGAAAUGUGUGACGAUGGUUUCCACGGUGACCCGCUGGGGCGCCGUGGCCAGGCAAAGCCCUGUCGUCCCUGUCAGUGCAGCGGGAACGUGGACCCCAAUGCCAUCGGGGUCUGUGACCAUGUGACCGGGCGCUGCUUCAAGUGCCUGCACAACACAGAGGGAGACCGGUGUGAACGAUGCAAGGACGGUUACUACGGCAACGCACUAGACCAGGGAACACUCAGCAAAUGCAAGCCUUGCAACUGCAGCCCCUCUGGGUCAGUGAGUCCGUCCGCAGGCUGCAGUGCCCAGACUGGGCAGUGUGAGUGCCUGAGUCACGUGACCGGACGAGACUGCAGCCACUGCGAGACCGGCUUCUUCAACCUGCAGCCAGGAGAGGGCUGUCAGAGAUGCACCUGCAACCCCACUGGUUCAGUAUCCAGCGCCUGUCACCCAAUCACAGGACAGUGUUUGUGCCGCCCAGGGGUCGAGGGGUCAGCGUGUGACUCGUGUCAUAAAGGAUUCUUCAGCUUCACUGCCCGGGGUUGCAGGGCAUGUAACUGCUCCCCCAUGGGUGCUGUCACCAUGCAGUGUCACAGCAACGGCACCUGUUUGUGUCGGGAGGGGUUUGUAGGGUACAAGUGUGAUCAGUGUAAGGUGAACUACUUCCACAGCAGAGCCACGCACCAGUGCGAGGAGUGCCCAGUGUGCUACGGCUUGGUGAGAGAUGAGGCAGCCAAACUGAAGGAAAAGCUGCAAGCUUUGGAAGAGCAGCUGGAGAAAUUCGAUUGCCGGUCUCACAGAGGCUACGAGCAUUACCCUGUGCAAAGGGAAGGUUCCCUCAGCAACUCACUGGAGGACUUACUGGAAAUGCAAAAUGCCAGAGACGCUUUCCUGAAUCAGUUUAUGGAAUUAGAGACGUCAGUCCGGACCAUACAAGAAAGGCUGAGCAAUAUCAGCCGUGACUUGAACUGCAGCGGGGCAGGGAACGAUAAACACUGCAGCGCUCUCAACGACACAGGCUCCAGCAUCCAGGCCACACAGGGACAGCUGCAGCUAGCCAGGGAAACACUGGACAAUAUGGUGAUUCCCCUUGAUCUCCCCAGGGAACCGAACAAAUGGACAAUACUAGUAAAUGAAUCCCAGGUUCUAGCUGUCAGUCAAAAAUCAUUGGCAGAUUAUGUGGAAUCAGUAGCCAAAAAGGCUCUUUUGGCUUCAAAGCAAACAUUGUCUCUGCUUUCAACCAUUGUGGAGGACCAUUCAGCUGAAAGCUACGUGAGAGACCUCGCAGGGCAGUUCUUAGAUAUGCAUGAAGCUAAAGCCAAUUUAACAGAGUCAGUGGAGGAAACACUGACAGAAGCCAAGAAAGCGUACAGUUCGGUCCAAAGGAUUAACACUGAGAUUGCCGAGGUCCUGACCAAUAUCACAGACUCACACACGGAAAUACCUCUAUCGGACGCAGUGAGAAACAAGACUGAGGAGUUGGAUCGAUUAUCACAGUCUAAAGAGGAACUGAUCAGCAAAGCAGUGUCGGAGCUUCAGCCACAGAUAGACUCCCUGAUCAAAAGCAUGGAGAGUGUAGAGCAACUCGAUCCGUUAACAGCCCGUGCCAAUCAAUCUCAGAGCCUCGCCGUGGUAUCGGUUGUGAGGGGGAAAGAAGUGGAGGCAGAAGCCAGUGCGUUACUGAAGGAGCUGGAGGCCAUGAAGAAAACGUGGAGUCGAAAGCAAACCCAAACCAAAGUUGCAGUGAAGAAGAUGAGGAUGGUGAAGGAGAAGGUCAUGGUGGACGCCAAGAAAAAGACCAAACAGGCAGUGAACGCGGUGACCCCAGCAGUCUCCGACUCCAGCCAGGCUAUCGCCAAAGCGCGGGAAGCCAAGAGACUCGCCACGGAAGCAGCUGCAGAUGCAAAAGCUGCUCUCAAAGAAAGUGAGAAAUCCAGCGGAAAAGCUACUGAAUUGAGCUGGACAAUGAGUGCUGUCCUGCACCAAGUCGCUGCCCAGGAGAUGAAAGCAGCGGAGCUGAAGAGAGACAUGUGGGAAAUGGAAGAGAUAGCGGCUAACAUGGGAUGUGUCAGGGAAGACAUGAAGACAGCCAAACGGUCCUUGGAGAGUUGCGCAUUGGUCUUGAAGGAUCUGCUUGCAAAGUUAGAGACCAGCCAGGUGGACGAGAAGUUUGAGAGCAUCUUAAACGAGACGGAGACUCAGCUGAGGAUCCUGCAGCUGGGAAUGCAGAAUGAGGGGCUGAGGCUGAGAAUACAGACACUGCACGAGGCAGCCCGCCAGCAGGAGAGCCAGAUGAAAGAGGUGGAGAAGGACAUUGCGCAGAUCCUGGAAGAGAAAAUCAAUCUGGAGGACAUUGCCCAGAAUUUGCCCGAGGGCUGCUUCAACAGGCCGCAGACGGGGAGAGGGUGAAAAGGCCACGGGCAGGAGCGGACUGGGGGUUGGUUUUAAGGAUCCACUGCACUGCUGAUUAGAGAGCACAGUGGAAGUUUUAUAUCAAUACAAUUUCCUUUUUAUUAAUUUCCCGUCAAGAAAAUGCAGCUGAAAAAGACAUUAAGAGCGCCAGCGAAUUGCUCGCUGGCAAGCUUGCCAGCCAGGAUGUGGAAAGGCUCUGGUUCAAAGCUUCAUUUUGAUCUGUUCUUCUUGGCGUUAUUUCCCCAGGAUGGUCAAUGCAAUGAUUUGAAAAGCUGCUCUUCGGCAUUCACUAGACUAGAUCCUGUGCAUUUAAGUCAUAUUUUAUCAUCUCAUGAUUUUUGUUCAUAAUCACGGUUUUUCCAAUUUAGUAUUUGUUUUACUGGAUAACCUUGGACCAUCUUCAAUUAGAUUUCAUUUUAUAAACUCGACACUAUAUUUGUUACUGGUAUUCAGUAUUUCAAUGUAAAUUGAAGGAAAGAAAGAAACAAACAAUCUGUUAUCCAGUUUAGGAAAAAGCAACUUGAAGCAAGACUGAUUUGUGAAAACCAACAACAUUUUUGUGCCAAACAAGACAUUGGAGUUAAAUAUCUUUUUUACAACCGGUCAGUAAAGAUCUUCAUAGGCUUUGGGCGUGUUGUUCAGUGUUUUUUGACUUGCAUUGCUCUCUCGAUCCACAAGGUGGUGCUGUUGAAAAAUGAAAAAAGGACACAACACAAACUUUGAAAAAAAGUUUUAUAAAAGUGUACAAUAAAAAAAAAAAUUAACAAAACAAAACACAGCUGACAAUAAGAAAGGAUUAUGUAACAGAACACGCCUUCCGAUGUUAUAUUUAAGCAUUGUGCCAUUAUUAGAUCACAUAAAUAAUAAACAGCUUCAUAAACAAUAA